AGAAACCUUGAAGUCUAGGUUUCUUGACGGUAAUGAUCUGCAUAAUCGGGAGGAAGAAGUAGCGAUUACAACAUUAUCAAGAGCGACAGAAGAGGUGAAAGAGGUUGUCGGGCUCAGGGAAGAUUUUUCAGAGCAGGGGAAGAUUGAAGAAACACGGAUGAGUCAGACGGAUGAGGGUGGACUGAGGGUGGUGAUUCUCAAAAUGCAGAAUGAGGGAACAAAUGACGCAAAGGUGGAGGAUACUCGUAGCAGAACUGAGGUGUAUCAACAGAGUUCAGAAAGAUGGACGACUAGGCUUCUGGGAGACAGUGAGGUCAAGAGUCAAGCAAAAGAAGAGGUGACAGAGUUGACAGAAUACAUUGGGGAUUUGUCAAAGCAGGGGCAGAUUGCAGGAAGAGAGAGAAGCCCGACAGAGGAGGGGGGGCUGAGGGUGGUGAUUGUCAAAAUGCAGAAUGAGGGGAGCAAUGAAGAAAAGGAAGAGGAUGCGAGUAAGCAAAGUGAAGUGCAGCAACUUUUAAGAGAAACGUGGACGACUAAGUUUCCUGAAGGCAACGAUACAAAGACUCCGGAGAAGGAAGAAGCGUUUCUAGAGGCGGCGGAGGAGGUGGAUGGGACUGUCACGCUGCUUAAGGAGUUCUCAAAGCAGAAGGGGGAGAUUGUGGAAAAAGAAACUAGCAAGAGAGACAAGGGCGGAAAGAGGGUGUUAAUUGUUAAAUUAAGCAAUGAGGGAGGUGGUGAAGAAAAGAUGGAAGAUGUUGGGAGCCAAACUGUAGAAAAAAGUGACAAAUUUAGUGGCCAGAGUUCAGUGAACUGGACAUCUGAUGUUCCUCAGAGCAAUGAUGCAAAGACUCAGAAGAACGAAGAGGCAACUCAAGUAUUUCCAAGGGUUGAAGAAGAGGUGAAACAGGUCAUUGGGCUGCUUCCAGAUCUCUCAACGCGAGUGGAGAGAGCAGAAAAAGAGAUUAGCAAGAGAGAUGAGGAUGAAAUGAAGGUGGUUAUUGUCAAAAUGAACAAUGAAGAAAAGAUGGAGGAUGUCAGUAUCCGAACUGAAGAACCCCAACGACUUAGAGGUCAGAGUUCAGUGAUCUUGACAUCUGAGAUUCUUGAGAGCAAUUAUGCAAAGACUCAGAAGAAAGAAGAGGCAACUCAAGUAUUUCCAAGGGUUGAAGAAGAGGUGAAACAGGUCAUUGGGCUGCUUCCAGAUCUCUCAACGCGAGUGGAGAGAGCAGAAAAAGAGAUUAGCAAGAGAGAUGAGGAUGAAAUGAAGGUGGUUAUUGUCAAAAUGAACAAUGAAGAAAAGAUGGAGGAUGUCAGUAUCCGAACUGAAGAACCCCAACGACUUAGAGGUCAGAGUUCAGUGAACUUGACACCUGAGAUUCCUCAAAGCAGCGAUGCACAGACUCAGGAAAAAGAAGUUCCAACUCAAGUAUUUCCAAGUGUGGCAGGAGAUGUGAAAGAGUUAAAAGAGGUCAUUGGACUACGUGAGGACUUCCCAAAGAUGGUGGAGAUUGCAGAAAAAGAGACAAUCAAAGGUGAUGUGGGCAGCAAAGAAGAAAAGAGGGAUGGAAUAAGUAGCCAAACUAAAGUGCAACAUCACUUAAAACUCCAGAGUUCAGAAACUUCUCAGUUUGUUGAAGGCAAGGAUGCAAAGAUACAGGAGAAAGCUGAAACAACUAAAGCUUUUCCAGAGGUGGCAGAAGAGGUGAAAGAGGUUCUGGAGGAGUUCUCAAAGCAGGGGAAGAUUGCAGAAAAAGAGAUGAUGAGCAAGAGAGACAAGGAAGGCAAGGAUGAAAAGAAAAAAGAAAUCAGUAACCCAACUGAAGUGCAACAAAAGUUCAGACUCGACAGUUCACAAACUUGGACAUCUACGAAGUUCAGAGGCAAUGAUGCAAAGACUCAGGAGGAGGCGGUGGCAACGACCGCUUUUCCAGAGGUGGCAGAGGAGGUGAAAGAGGUCAUCGGGCUGCUUGAAGAGUUCUCAAAGCAGGGGGAAAUUGCAGAAAAGGAGAUGAGCAAGAGAGACGAGGAAGUCAAGGAAGAAAAGAAAGAGGAAAUCUGCCAAACUGAAGUGCAAAAACACUUAAGAGAAACUUGGACGUCAAAGAUUCCUAAAGGCAAUGAUGUGAAGCCUCAGGAGGAAGGAAAAGCAACCGCAGCAUUUCCUCAAGUCAAAGAAGAGGAGCGGGAGGAGAGAAAGGACGAGCUACCGGCCUCACCGGUCGGGCAGGUGAAAACUCUGAUGGCAUGCGACUUUGCUCCACCCUCCAGCGAGCAGCACGGGUCGGGGGAGGGGUCGGAGGGAAACCGGACCGAGAAACGGGAAACAGAAGCCCACCACUAUGGAAAGCAACAACUCCCAAGCCGGGAGGUACAAUAUGUGGCCUUCAAGGACGUAAACAGCUUUGUGCAUAAUCAGACUGCCUCAAGUAACCUGAGCACAGAGAAGGAGCGGAUCACACCUUUAUUUAAAGAGGCAAAUAAACGAGUUUCACGUCUUGCAGAGGCAAACACGAGAGUAAAAGUGAACACAGAAACCACCAGUAGCACGACAACAAGUGCACUCACAGAUACCUCGGGUGUAGUGGAGGUUGUCACAAGCAGCACAGAACUGCAGUCAGACACCACGGGGAUUGAACACAAUAGGGCUCUGCAGAGUAAGAUCGAGUGGGCGGAUUCAAUUACUCAGAGCGUAGACACAAACAGGACAGUGCAAGAACAGGUGGCAGUUGAGCUGUCAGUGCUGAACCAAGACACACACCUUCCCGAUACCCAAGCUGCAGAGAGACGGGAGCAACCGGCAGAAACCAAACCUGACCUGAAUGAGGGGUCCCUGACAGCUUCCCGGGCGCUUAAGGCCGCUUCAGAAAUCCUCACUUCAGAACAUCAGCCCACCGAAGUCGACAAGGAUUCAGACGACAAAAUGUCUUCAGGCUACAGCAGCCUGAGCACCAAACUUUCCUUUAAGACCUCAUCGCCCCCUAAAGAGGAUGAGUCCAGGUAUCGCGUCCAUAAAGUGUCUCUGGUCAGCGAGUCUGACUCCACAGUCAACAGCGAGGCCACAGUGGACUCCUCUGUGCCUGAUUCAAACAGAUCAGAUCAGGACUCAGACUACAAAUGGAGGAACAGGUUCGAGGGAGUUUCUCAGUAUAAACCAUCCGCAACAGAGGAAUUUUCUAAUUCUCCGAGUUACACAGACACCUACUCCAGCCCCUCCUCAUUGUCUUCCUCCUCCUCCUCCUACACGCUCCCUGAGGCUACAGCAUACAAACAUGCAGGCAACGCCUUCUCUUCCUCCUCCUUCUCCCCCUCUUCUGAGGAACACAUCACCCUUGGCAACAGGCUGAGUGACAGAAGCGAAGUUUAUCUGAGCCGUGAGAGCAAGCCAGCUGGAGAGCGGGAGGAGCUUGCUGCACCUGCAAGGGAGAGAGAGAGAGAGGGAGAGUCAGAGAGGUCCAGGUCGAGCUGGGAGUCACAUCUGAGUCCUGCGCCUGGCUCCUUCUCACCUCAACAACCCAGCUACGACCGGCCGGACAGUUUCAGAGACGAGGACGGGGACUCUGCUUUUUUUACAGGAGUGUUCAAGGCCACGCUGGUGGAGCUGGUCUCCGACCCCGCAGCUCCCACCUCCACUCCACCACCGACCUCCCCUGACGCAGACUCCCUCCACCAGUCGGACAUGGACAGCCUCGUGGACACGCUGAAGAGCAUGGGACCCUCCAUGAGGCCGAGGAGUGUCGGCCCACGACCGCCGGCGCCGGUCCUCGUCUCCUCCCUGCCGCCAAUCGUGGAGGAUGCGUCCAGCCCGAUCAGCCUGGACGUCCGUGACUCCAGCAGCAGCAGCCUUUUGAAAAAGAUGGAAGCGGCAAACAAGCCGGCAGAGUCCCUGAACGGACUUUACACUCUGCCUGCUGAUCUGGGACUGAAGAGGAACUCAGGAAGAGACUUUCGUUCUCCACUGGAGCUGAUGAAGCAGAACCAGCAGGAGCAGCACGUUAACUCGCCACAGAGAGCGACGGCCAUCAACAGUAUUGUGAUGAGAAGAUCCUCUGACACUUCUCUUGAGGACUUACAGUCCCCACUGCUGAACGGGAACACGACCUCCCGCCUUGACAACAGUAUGAUCUUUGGGAGCUACAGGUCAGGAUCCAUCGAUCAGAAGCAGGAGAACAGACAAGCUCACCGCCCGCUCUUCCGCACCGGCUCGCUGCCUGACACGGGGCUUUCAAACGACCAUAUGAGCGCGGGGACAAAGGACUCAAGUGAUCCGAGCGCUGCAACAGACCAAACUGGGUCCCGCUUUGACCGCUUCUCCUUCCUUUUAAACAAUUCCUCCUCCACAUCGGGCUCCUUGACUGGAGCCGAAGAUCCCAACAUGCGUAUGAGUCGGCCUCAAUCCCUGGGUUUCACUUCCCCUCCCCCUAGCAACAGCCCCAACCGCGUCCUCAGCCCGACCGGCUCCAUAGACCUCCAUAGGUCGCUGAGCAUCCCAGACCUGCCCUUAUCCAUGUAUUCCCAGAAUCAGAACCAGGGAAUGGGAAUGGGAAUGGGAAUGGGGAUGGGGAUGGGGAUGGGUGGGGGUAUCAGUACAACUCCCCUCCUGCAGAGGAGCUUCAGCAACGAGGGCACCACAGGGGUCCAGCAGACUACAUUGUUCAACAGCGCGUAUGGAGGGUCUCAGUUCCAGAACCAAGAACAGGAGAAGAACUUAGCGUCCAAGUACAGAGCCUUCCCCGACGCCUACCUCACCAAAGAGAAGGAACACGGGAAGCUGAAUCCUCGUCCUGGGAAGAUGUACAUCUUCGACCAGCCGGGGAUGUGCGGCCAGAGGAUCGAGAUACGCAGUGAUGUCACCGACGCUACGUCCUGGGAGCUGCAGGAGACCAUCUCCAUCCGGGUUGUCAGAGGAGGAUGGGUGCUGUAUGAGAAGCCAAACUUUCAAGGGGAGAAGAUCGCUCUGGACGAGGGAGACAUCGAGCUAACGUACCCCUUCGGCCCCCCAGAGGAGGAGCAGCAGCAGCAGAACGGGCUGCAGGAGGGCGAAAAGCAGAACGGAGAGCAGGGGAACGGGGAAACGAGUGACGUGCAGACAGAGAACGAGCCGGCAAGGAGGUUCAUCGUCGGAUCUCUUAGAAGAGCCGUCAGGGACUACAGUGUCCCAGAGAUCAGUCUGUUCCCAGAGGAGAACGCAGAGGGGAAGAAGGUCAUCUUCAGGGACACGUCUGAAGACGCCAGGAUCUUUGGCUUCCCCAUCAAGGCCACCUCCAUCAUCAUCAACGCUGGGCUAUGGCUUGUGUACGCACACCCCUUCUUCCAGGGGGUACCCCGGGUCCUGGAGGUGGGAGGGUUUACUAACCCUGCAGCCUGGGGGGUGGAGAAGCCCUAUGUGGGAUCACUACAUCCACUCAAAGUAGGUGAACCAAGAGUGGAGAAUCUGAGUGAACCAAAGAUCGUGGUCUACGAGAAGCCGUACUUCUCCGGUAAAUCGAGAACCAUAACGACCAACACGAGAGACUUCAUGACCAGAGUGGACAGGCAGCAGGCGGCCUUCAUGUUCAACGUCGGCUCCAUGAAAGUGCAGGGGGGAAUCUGGGUGGGCUACGAGAAGGAGGCCUACAGAGGACACCAGUAUCUCCUGGAGGAGGGGGAGUACCAGGACUGGAGGGUGUGGGGAGGCAGCGAUGCUGAGCUGCGAUCCGUCCGGGUGAUACGAGCGGACCUGACGGAGCCUAUGAUGGUGAUGUUUGAACAGCAAGAAGAAGAAGACCAGGAGGGCGUGCAGGAGGAGAACACCUUCGAGGUGACCGAAGCCAUCCCCGAUGUCGAACUGUUCGAGUACAAAACCUCCACGCGCUCCAUCGAUGUGAUCAGCGGGGCAUGGGUGGCGUACUCUCAUGUAGACUUUUCUGGACACCAGUACAUCUUAGAGAAAGGCUUCUACAAUAACUGUGCAGACUGGGGCUCGCAGGACAAUCGAAUCUGCUCGGUGCAGCCCAUCCUGCUGGCUCCGAGUGACAGCACAAGAACCACGAAUGAGGUUAUACUAUACACUGAGCCAGACUUCAAGGGUGAGUGUCACAUCUUCGAUCGCAACCAGGAAGCACUGCCAGGGAAACUGUCGACCAAGUCCUGCCGAGUGUUGGGGGGAAGUUGGGCGUUCUACGAGGAUCAAAAGUUCUCUGGGAACUUAUAUGUUCUAUCUGAAGGAGACUACCCCAACUUAACCAGCAUGGGAUGUCCGCCCGGCACCAACAUCCAGUCUGUCAAAGUUGUGCCGCUGACGUUCUCUGUUCCCUCCAUCUCUCUGUUCGGCCUGGAGUGUCUGGAGGGCAGAGAGAUCACCAUAGACAGGGAGAUCCUCAGCAUGGUCGAGGAGGGCUACAACAACCACAUCCUGUCUGUCAGAGUCAACAGCGGCUGUUGGGUGAUAUGUGAGCACAGCAACUACAGGGGGCGCCAGUUCCUACUGGAACCAAUCGAAAUCACCAACUGGCCCAAGUUCAGCUCCCUGCAGACCAUUGGCUCGAUGUUCCCAGUCAGACAGAAGCGACACUUUUUCCGCAUCAAGAACAAAGAGAGAGGUCACUUCCUGUCCAUCCAGGGCGGCGUGGAGGAGAUGAAAUCAGGACGAGUGGUGGUGACACCAGAAGUGGAAGGCAUGACGGACAUCUGGUUCUAUCAGGACGGCUUCAUCAAGAGCAAGAUGUCCCAGACCAUGAGCCUCCAGGUGAUGGGCAACGUCGAGCCUGGAUCCAAGGUGGUUUUGUGGACCGAGACCAGGCAGCCCAUCCAGACCUGGACAGCCAAGAUGAGAGGCCUCAUCAGCAGCCUGACUUUCUCCGGCAUGGUCCUGGAUGUCAAAGGAGGUAAAACGUACGACAAGGACCAUGUGGUGAUCAUGCCGGAGAGCGAGGAGAGGCCGAGCCAGCAGUGGGAGAUCGAUCUGCUGUAACCUGCUCUGAACAUCAACGUCUUUUUGUUUCUGUCCCCACGACGAAGCUUCCCUCAGCAGUUCAUCCACAUCACGUUAGCUUUUCAAAAUAAAACUCCCUCAAGGCUCUGGGACUAACACUUUCGCUGCCUUUUGAUGUAAAUAAUUUCAGUGCCUUGAAAGUGUUUUUUACUUUUUUUUUUUUAAUUCCAUUUUCUCAAAGUCUGAAAAAUCAGGAAGCUGUCAUUGCCUUGACCUGGGUCAGUGGCCGGGUUCACCACAAGAGGUUGAAAGCAAGAAUAAAAGUAUUAGUUAUUGAACUGCUGUAUAUAAACCUUUUAUUUUGUAUGUAGUAACUGGGGCUUUGUAUUUGACUCUGACCUUUAUCUGGAGUUAUCACUGUCACUAUUUGGGUAUUCAAACUAUAAUGACUCUCUUUGUUUGAUUCCCCCGCUCAUGUAAAUUCUCCCAACUGUAGAAGCCCUUAGUCAUGAGUGCGUUGCUCACUUUAUUUUUAUACUGAAGCAAACCAAGUUAUCGUUUCCUGUGGACAUCGUGGAGCAGCAGCAAGCGGCUACAAUAUGCCUUUAAAUAAAAAUGUGUUAUUACAAAUGCUUCUGAAGCCACAUGAAAGGGAAGUGUGCAAGAGAAUAUAUAUUUGAAAGGUCUGCUUUGUACCGUACUGUAUGAACUAAUGUUAAGAGGGAAAUGUUGCAAUUAUAAAAAUGGGUUGUGUGUGUGUGCCCUUUUACUCUUUCUACUUCUUGAUGUAUUCUUGUUAUGAGUCACAUGUUACACAGAAUUUAAUGUUGCCUGUUAAUAUUUGAUACGAAAUAAAUUAUUAUGUAAAAAUGUCAUGUAAUAGGGAGUGGUUUUAAAGUGUUAAAUAAAUAAAAAACUUA
This is a messenger RNA of Labrus bergylta (ballan wrasse), 7830 nucleotides long. RefSeq names its product crystallin beta-gamma domain containing 2 (gene crybg2). Gene Ontology annotation, molecular function: structural constituent of eye lens. Gene Ontology annotation, biological process: lens development in camera-type eye; visual perception. NCBI's taxonomy places the organism in Eukaryota, Metazoa, Chordata, Actinopteri, Labriformes, Labridae. The record is from RefSeq and is a predicted model, not a curated record.